GUUCCAAUCCGGUUCAGGGGAGUUAAUAUCACUCCGCUCUUUACCUCCAACCCCCAGUUAGAUCAAUUAAUUCGCGCACCCAUCUCCUCUCUCUCACGCUGGUCUCUCACAGUGAACCGCUGGACAGCUCCCGUUACUGGUGAUCCGAAGCCCGCAUGUCCUUUCCCAAGGGGGGUUUCUACCGCGCUACGCUUGGAGCACUGCCGCUGAAAAAAAGAUGAAUAACUAAACGGUUUUAGUUGUUUCUUCAUAACUUGGAAACUACCACCGACGUACCUGACUGCUUUUUGUUGCUAUUGGGAGAUUCAUUGUGCAACCGGUUCCAUACGCACUGCGCUCAUGAAUUGAUUCGUGGGUUGUGUGGUUUUUAGAAAAGGAUUUUUGUGAUAGUGGGACUAGUGUCGCUCAGCGGUGAAUCGGAAUCAUGGAGGGAUCAUUUGGAUGUAUUUGGGUGAAAAUACUUUCGGUAUUUGUCUGGAUAUGCUAUCUCACCGGUGAUUCACCAUCAUAUGGUGCACAGUCCUCCUCAUCGUCCCAGGUGUUCGUGGACUUCAGCUUCGUUCUGGAACCUCAGGACACGGUGACAUUACGGGGCGGUGUUCUCCAGCUGGACUGCGAGGCUCAGUCAGACCAGGGUAUUCCAAUCAUCGUCUGGAAGAAGGACGGGGUGCUGCUCAGCGCCGUGGUGGACGAGAGGAGACAGCAGCUCCCUAACGGGUCUCUAGUGGUCCAGAACGUGGUUCAUUCACGACACCACCGACCUGACGAGGGGCUCUACCAGUGUCUGGCCAGGCUGGAUGGGGUGGGGGCCAUCGUCAGCAGAACGGCUCAAGUGACUGUUUCUGGUCCGUUGAAGCUCGUGGUCCCUACAGAGUCAGUGUCCUCCUACCUGGGUGACACGGCCCUUCUGCGCUGUGAGGUGACUGGUGAUCCCAUGCCCGUGGUACGCUGGCAGAAGAACAGAGAGGACCUGCCCCUCACCUUAACCCCAGAGAGCAGAGUGGUGGUACUGCCCUCCGGAUCGCUCCAGGUUAGCAAGGUUCAACCACCAGACUCUGCCACCUACCGCUGCCUGGCAGACAACCCUGGCAGCGCCCGCACCGGCAGCGACGCAGACCUACGUGUGUUGCCAGAACCCGGAACCACCAGGGGCCUUCUGUUUCUCCAGAAGCCCCAGAGAGUCACCUCCCUCCUGGGGAGAGAUGCCGUGUUGGAGUGCUCCGCCUCUGGGUUCCCCACCCCCGCCUUCCACUGGAUGAGAGGAGCUGAGAGGAUACAGAGCAGGUCUAAGAAGUACUCCCUGCUGGGCGGCAGUAACCUCCUGAUCAGCAGUGUAACAGAUGAUGAUUCAGGCUCUUACAGCUGCGUGGCGUUUAACAAGAACCAGAACAUCACGGCUUCCUGCGAGCUGUCCGUCCUCGUGCCACCCCAGUUCCUGAACUACCCCACCAACACGUAUGCCUAUGAGAGUACGGACAUGGAGCUGGAGUGUGCUGUAACGGGAAACCCUCCUCCCACGGUGCGUUGGAUGAAGAACGGAGAGGAGGUCAUCCCCAGUGACUACUUCCAGAUCGUUGAUGGCAGUAACCUCCAGAUCCUUGGUCUGGUGAAGUCAGAUGAAGGUUUCUAUCAGUGUGUGGCUGAGAACGAAGCAGGGAACGCCCAGGCUAUGGCCCAGCUCAUACUGAGAGAGUCAGUUGUCCCCAGCUCAGGUGUCCUCCUCCCCUCUGCUCCCCGUGACGUGGUCCCUGUCCUAGUUUCCAGCCGUUUUGUCCGCCUCAGCUGGCGCCCCCCGCAGGAGACCAGAGGAACUGUCCAGACUUACGGCAUCUACUACUCCCAGGACACGGUCAACAGGGAGAGGUCUGUGAACGUGUCGGAGCCAGAGACCCUCCAGAUGACUGUCAGUAACCUGAAGCCAGAGGAAACCUACUCCUUCAGAGUGGUGGCCUACAACGACAACGGGCCCGGAGAGAGAUCCGAGACACUCAAACUCACCACGCAGCCUGAGUUGCAGGUCCCCGGGCCGGUGGAGAACCUCCAGGUAGAGUCCAUCUCUCCCACCUCCAUCCAGGCCUCCUGGGACGCCCCGGGCUACGCCAACGGGCCCCUGCUGGGGUACAGACUGCUCUGGACCGAGACACCCUCUGGGAAGGAACAGAGUGUGGAGGUGAACGGGCAGAGUUAUAAGAUGGAGGGGCUGAAGAAGUUCACAGAGUACUCGUUGCGUGUCUUGGCAUUGAACCGUUAUGGCCCUGGGGUCACCACAGAGGACAUGAGCAUCACCACGCUCUCUGAUGUGCCAAGUGCUCCACCACAAAACAUCUCCUUGGAAGUCGUCCUCUCAAGAAGCAUUAAGGUGAGCUGGCAGCCCCCUCCUCCCAACAGCCAGAACGGGUUCAUCACCGGCUACAAGCUCCGACACCGGAAGACCGGUCAACGAGGAGACCAGGAGGCCAUCGAACCUAACAACUUCUGGUACCUGUUCACAGGGCUGGAGAAAGGCAGUCAGUACAGUUUCCAGGUCUCUGCCAUGACAGCUAACGGCACGGGCCCGGCCAGCGAGUGGUUCACCGCCGAGACGCCAGAGAAUGACCUUGACGAGAGCCAAGUCCCGAAUCAACCGAGUUCCCUCCACGUUCGACCCCUGCCCAACAGCAUCAUCAUGAGCUGGACUCCUCCCCUCAACCCCAACAUCCUAGUACGGGGAUACAUCAUUGGCUACGGAGUAGGAAGUCCCUACGCCGAGACGGUCAGGGUGGACAGUAAGCAGCGAUACUACGCCAUAGAAAACCUGGAGCCCAGUUCCCACUAUGUCAUCUCCCUGAAAGCCUUCAACAAUGCAGGAGAAGGGGUCCCUCUGUACGAGAGCGCUGUGACCAGAUCUAUAACAGAUACAUCCACCCCCAUGAUCCCCCCAGUAGGUGUCCAGGCCGUGGCCCUGACCCCAGACUCUGUCAGGGUCAGCUGGGCAGACAACUCCAUGACCAAGAACCAGAAGACCACUGAGGUUCGCUACUACUCCGUCAAGUGGAAGACCAGCUACUCUACUAGUGGGAAGUUCAAGGUAAGGAUUUAG
Molecule: messenger RNA, 3079 nt
Organism: Oncorhynchus gorbuscha (pink salmon)
Lineage: Eukaryota; Metazoa; Chordata; Actinopteri; Salmoniformes; Salmonidae
Product: netrin receptor DCC-like
Exons: 17
Coding region: 425-3079 (884 amino acids)
Biological process (GO): cell-cell adhesion
Molecular function (GO): protein binding
Source: RefSeq, a predicted model, not a curated record